AUGUCUGCACAAGUGGAAGCUAAUAAAAAAAAUUUGGCCACAACUCAAAACGAAAUAGAGGAAAGUUGGCAAGUGUCGACGUGGAGCCACCGUGCAUGGCUGGCCAUCGGCUGCGCGGCGGUGCUGUUCUCGGUGGCUAAAUCAAUCCAUUACGGCUCCACAAAAGCAUCCAUCUUUGCGGCGUUUGUCGGGUAUAUAUUGGCGGACUUGGGCUCCGGCAUUUACCACUGGGCGAUCGACAAUUAUGGGAGCCCGAAUACGCCCAUUUUCGGCUCCCAAAUCGAGGGCUUCCAGGGCCACCACCAGCAGCCGUGGGCGAUAACAAAAAAGCAGGUCGCCGUCAACCUCUACCUGACGGCGGCGUCUGUCUCGGUGGCAGUCAUCCCCAUCAAUAUUCUGUCCACUAACCCGCCUUUGCUCAUGUUCGUCGGCGUCUUCGGUGCCAGCGAGAUUUUCAGUCAGCAGUUCCACGCGUGGGCCCACACGCCCAGACGGAAGCUUCCGGCCGUCGUGAAGGCGCUUCAGGACGCCGGAAUCCUUCUGGCUCCGUCGCAGCACGCCGCCCACCACCGGCCGCCCUACAACAACAAUUACUGCAUCGUUAGCGGAAUCUGGAACCGGAUUCUGGAUAGAACCGGGUUUUUCCUGGGCCUGGAGCUGGUGUUCGAUUGGGCUUUCGGGUACAAGCCAAGAUGUUGGGGUGAGCCCAAUUUUGAAUGGGCCCAGGUCUCUGGAGCUAAGUAA
Messenger RNA from Striga hermonthica, 744 nucleotides. NCBI's taxonomy places the organism in Eukaryota, Viridiplantae, Streptophyta, Magnoliopsida, Lamiales, Orobanchaceae. The record is from the annotation of a GenBank genome assembly.